UAAAACUCUUUUAAAAUUACAAAUCGAAAAUACUUAAUUAAUUAAACAUAAAAAAUGGAUCCAGUUACUACAGAAGCAGUUGAAGUUAAAGAAGUUGAGAAGGUUGUCGAAGAUGUACAUGAAAAUGCACCUCUCGUUCCAACAGAAGCCGUCGAGGAAGUUAAAGCUCCCGCAGUCGUAGAAGAGGAACCAAAAAAACCUGAAACAACCGAAAAGACCGAAACUGAUGCUACAGAAAAGAAAACCGAAGAACUUCCUCCAGUUGAAAAUGGAAAUGGUGAGGCUGAAGUAGUUAGUGCCGAUGAACCAGCACCAGAAGUACCAGCCGUCGUCGAAGAGUCAUUAAAGCGAAAAGUAGACGAUGAAGCCAAGGACGGUGAGGAAAAGAUUCCAGAAAAGAAAUCCAAAACUGUAGAUGUUGAAGAGAAGAAGACAGCGGAGGCAGUUGAAAAAACAGCCGAAAAAACUGUAGCAGAGCCAGAAACUGCUCCGGAGCAAGAAGUUACUGCAUAAAUUAUUACAGCGAAGAGAUAC
This is a messenger RNA of Chironomus riparius, 534 nucleotides long. Lineage: Eukaryota; Metazoa; Arthropoda; Insecta; Diptera; Chironomidae. The record is from the annotation of a GenBank genome assembly.